This is a messenger RNA of Fusarium vanettenii 77-13-4, 384 nucleotides long. RefSeq lists its product as uncharacterized. The coding region runs from base 48 to 317 and encodes 89 amino acids. The record is from RefSeq and is a predicted model, not a curated record. The transcript is spliced from 4 exons. NCBI's taxonomy places the organism in Eukaryota, Fungi, Ascomycota, Sordariomycetes, Hypocreales, Nectriaceae.
UGCGCUCUCUAACCCUUUUCUCAACGUUCAUUGUCAAUUGAUUCAAGAUGGGCGGCGGCGGAAAAGUCCCCUACCCCAAGCACGUCUGGUCCCCGGCCGGUGGUUGGUACGCGCAGCCUUCCAACUGGCGAGGCAACACUAUAAUUGCCGGCGUCGUCAUGGCCGGCAUCGUCGCCGUGACCUGGAAGUUCAGCGCCGAGCGAGAAACCUGGGCGCACAGGCCCGAGCCCGGACAGUGGUACGCCAGCCGACGCUGGUCGAAGCAGCUGGUUCAAUGGGACAAGGAGGAUGCGGAGAAGGCGGAAAAGAGCUCUUAGAGGCCGGAUAUAAAGAUACUGUGUAUAAAUUCCCGCGGCAGAUGAAUAACCUCAUGUUUUGAAAGAG